This is a messenger RNA of Scatophagus argus, 1831 nucleotides long. RefSeq names its product myozenin 1a (gene myoz1a). Gene Ontology annotation, molecular function: FATZ binding; telethonin binding; actin binding. The record is from RefSeq and is a predicted model, not a curated record. The transcript is spliced from 7 exons. Lineage: Eukaryota; Metazoa; Chordata; Actinopteri; Scatophagidae. Bases 299 to 1246 code for a protein of 315 amino acids. Gene Ontology annotation, cellular component: Z disc; actin cytoskeleton.
UUUGCACUUCCCGAGACCUGGGUCCAGCCACACAUAGGGUCAGAGGCAUUGAGGGAUUUGUAAACUUGUAAGUUUGAGGCUUGGGUCUCCUCUUCUCUGUUUGGUAUUUAUAGGUCUGUCUCUCCUCCCAGGAUCACAACAAAAACCCGCUGAUCUCAGGGAAAAGAAUAAUGGAAGAUGACCUCAGCAACUCUGUAGACCUGAUGAUUUUGGUUUUGAUGCGAAUGCUUUUGAUUCUACCAACGAUUAAAGUAAAAUCGCUCCGGGAGUCACUUUGCUGCUUUUAGAUUUUUUUGCGAUGCCUCUCGGAACACCAGCCCCCAUAAACAAGCGGAAAAAGAUCUCCAAGAUCAUAACUGACCUAUCAAACAUCACUCAGGAUGAGUACGAGUCAGAGCCAGAAGCAUCUGAGUUUGACUUGGGAACAAAAAUCAGGACUCCCAAAGACAUCAUGCUGGAGGAGCUUUCCCUGAUGAAGAACCGCGGCUCCAAGAUGUUCAAGAUGAGGCAGCAGAGAGUAGAGAAGUUCAUCUAUGAGAACAACCCUGACAUCUUCAGCAGCGAGUCUAUGGACAACCUCCAAAAGUUUGUCCCCUCUCUGGGUGGUCAGAUGGGAGGUCAGAUGAUAAAUGUUGGUGGGCAUUUUCUUAGCAAAGAGGCUGGACAGCUGCAUUUUGUUGGGAUUCAUGCUGGGGGAGGGGCCCCUGUGCCUCCUCCAAAGCCCGGAAGCAAAGGAGCAGGAGGAGCAGGAGGUGCAGGAGGUGCAGGAGAUGCAGGAGGAAUGGGUGGGGGAGACCAUGGAAAAGGUGGAAAAGGAGAGGGAGUGAGUGAGUGGUCUCCCCUAAAAGGAGGUGGAAGCGAUGACACUAAGAAACACACUCACGCGAGGAUGUACGUGUCCCCAUGGGAGAAGGCCAUGAAGGGUGAUGAAAAUCUGUUAGCUACUCUGAAAACUGCAAUGCCUGGUCCCUUUAAGCAAAAGGAUUUGCCCAUGUGGAAAUGCUUCAACAGGUGUGCCAUACCCUACGGCGGCUUUGAGAAGGCCAACCAGUUCAUGAAAUUCCAGCUUCCAGAAAGUGAGCCAGCUAAACAGGAGCCGGAACCUGCAGUGGUGUACCAACAUGACAUCGGCUGCCGGCCUUCCUUCAACCGCACUCCUAUCGGCUGGGCAGGCAGCAGUGAGCCCAGCAGCAUUCAUAUGGAGUCGGAUGUUGUGCCCUUUGACGGAGAGACAGAUGAGCUGUGAACAAAAUAUUCAUGCUGUGAUUGCAUUCACUCGGCAGAGACACACACACAAGCAUGAAUGCAUGCAUACACAUUAGCAUGCACACGAAUGAUAGACGAGCUUACGAUUAACUGAUAAAUUUGUGAAUUUGAAAACUCUCAGUGUGGAUAACUGAAUGUCUAUAUAAAUUGUGGUCAUGUUCUUAUUUUGUUCUGUACUUGAUUGCAAGGCAAAAAAAUCUAUGGAUGUUAUGGGGAAAUAAAACAUGGAAUGUUUAUUUGUUAAGUUUAUAAGUUGAGUCUAAAUACUCCUUUAAUUUGUAGGAAAAGUUGGUGAAAAGUUGCAGAUUUCGUCAAUGAGGAAAGAAUGAAUCAGGUAUGGAGGACGGAUUUAUGUUAUGUUGCUGUUAUACACAAUGUCUUGAUGUCAACUUGUAACCAUAUUUGUUACUUCCCAGUGCCUCUUUAGUUGUUAAGAUACUCUGCUCUUUUGUUGAGCUGUGAAAACCCUACAAACCUGUCUAAUCCAUGCAUGCCUAGAGACAGUUGCUUAUCCAUUGACCUUCUGUACCAACACAUUUUCUCCACAAUAAACCCUUUCAAACUC